Messenger RNA from Bombyx mori (domestic silkworm), 1477 nucleotides. RefSeq lists its product as uncharacterized. Lineage: Eukaryota; Metazoa; Arthropoda; Insecta; Lepidoptera; Bombycidae. The coding region runs from base 9 to 1163 and encodes 384 amino acids. The record is from RefSeq and is a predicted model, not a curated record. The transcript is spliced from 2 exons.
CAUGCAUCAUGGCACCUAUAUACUUAAUCUUCGGGCUAAUUGUCCAAAGUUCAAUUAUAUUUGCCGACGAAGAAACAACAGUAUCAAUUGAAGAACUUCCAAUUACUGAAAAUAUAGAAAGCUCUAAUAUUCAUGAAAACCAAACAGAAUUCGAUGAUGAGGUAACCAAAGAUGAAGGAAAACAAGAUUGGAUGGAUUUUUUCUUGGGACCAAACUCUGAUUUAUAUCCUACGUCUUCAGUGGCAAUGAUGAACCAAGCUACACAAUCCGAUAAACCAAUCGAAGAACAGCUCGAAGACAUUAAAAUAGCAGCAAAUAAAAUAACACAAGCAAUUCAAAGCGAAAUGGCUAAUCUACUUACCUACGCUUUAAACACGUACGAAAAAGAGCAUGAAGACAACAAUCUCAGAAAAAAACGAUCUACAGAAACACCAGUCGAUAGCAGUCAGUUGAUUAUGAGGCUUCUGAAACACAUAAAGGCCACUAACGAAUUUCAAAACAUAGCUAUUGACAAAAUGAUGACCGCACAACAAAUCGCCGAUAAAUUUGGAAUCGAAUUUAAUCCUGACCCAGAAAUCCUGACUGAUUUAGCGGUAGCCACUAAUAAGAACACAAAUGAUCUUGCAUCUAUGCUGAGUGAAGUUUGUGAUCUGAGCAAAAAUAAAACAUGUCAUAACAUAAGUUUGGAUCAGGAAGACGAAGACGAAAUAGAAAUGCCAAUUGACAAUAGCACUUACUAUGUUUACGCGCUUUACUAUCCCGAUGAUGAUGAUAACUAUACCCAGCCGCCUUACGAAUUUGUGCCACAGACCUCUAGUCCGACGACUCCCAACAACUAUCCGUACGAAACACAGAUUCGAUCGCCGCUUAGUGAACGUGAACACUCUAAAGCACCAGUUAGUCAGAAGCCAUCAUUUUACGAGGCGAUUUCGAUGCUACGAGAAUGUUCAAUGGAGCCAUUUUCUGAUCCAGAGCCAGAAUUGGUAGGCGAAGUGUAUGAGGAAUCAGUUUCUAACAAAGUAAUUGUUGAGAAAGGCGACGAACCCGGAGCGGCUACAGUCAAUCACAUUAUGACGUAUUCUGUAUCAGAAAAAUCACACUACAAAACGCCACAAAUCGAAAGACUACCACAACAGAUGCAGUACUAUUUUUAUUUAAUCUAACUGUUUGUUUUUUAGAAUAAGGACUUGUACAUAUAACUCUAACAUAAAAUGUAUGAUUAAGUUAAAAUGUUGAAAUUGCUGUCUAUGAAAAUUUGAGUUUUACCGAAUCACUCACGAUAUAUUCCUUAAAAAGAAACUUAGAACAUUUCUUUCGGUUUUAUAAAAACAUUCAUUUAUUUAUAUUUUCAUAUUCACUAAUAAAAUUCACUGCAAAACACUUCAUAACAAUAUAACUUAUAUUUUUUGGAAAAACAUGAUGAAUAUAGGAAAUAUAUUAUAUCUAUGUAAAUAAAAGUGCUAUUUCGUUUACUUAA